This is a messenger RNA of Anarrhichthys ocellatus (wolf-eel), 2976 nucleotides long. RefSeq names its product E3 ubiquitin-protein ligase rnf146-like. The transcript is spliced from 3 exons. Lineage: Eukaryota; Metazoa; Chordata; Actinopteri; Perciformes; Anarhichadidae. Bases 204 to 1337 code for a protein of 377 amino acids. Gene Ontology annotation, cellular component: cytoplasm; nucleus. Gene Ontology annotation, biological process: ubiquitin-dependent protein catabolic process; Wnt signaling pathway. Gene Ontology annotation, molecular function: zinc ion binding; poly-ADP-D-ribose binding; ubiquitin protein ligase activity. The record is from RefSeq and is a predicted model, not a curated record.
UCUUAGCUCCUUUUUCGGAUGAAAACAAAGCCUGCUAACAUUGGAGGUCGGUGAACUAGCAUUAGAAACCAGCGCCGUUACACGAAUACUUGUAACUACGCACAAGACUAACACAGCUACAUUUAACGGCAGUGGCAAGCUUGAAGGUCCAUCAGCUCUCCUCAUGAUAAAUUAGUGUUAAGGCACUUCUGUACUUCCUAAGGAUGGCUAGUUGUGGAGAGGUAGACCACUCUGUCAGCUCGCUUCCAUCCAGUAAGAAAGGCAACAACAGUGGCGGUGGAAGUGGGAACAGUGCAGAAUCCUCAUGCUCUGGCUCCAGUAACUCAUCCCCAGCUCUGCCUGUACCGGAGUGUGCCAUCUGUCUGCAGAGCUGCUCCCACCCAGUCCAACUGCCAUGCCAUCACGUCUUCUGUUUCCUGUGUGUGAAAGGAGCAUCCUGGCAGAGCAAACGCUGUGCUCUCUGUAGACAGGAAGUACCGGACGACUUCCUGGAAAGGCCUACACUUCUCUCUCCGGAGGAGCUGAAGGCAUCGGCGGGAGGUCGGGGUGGGGCAGCAAGUGAUCACGCCUGGUAUUAUGAGGGCCGUAAUGGUUGGUGGCAGUACGAUGAGCGAACCAGCCGCGAGCUGGAGGACGCUUUUUCCAAGGGCAAGAAAACCGCUGAAAUGCUGAUUGCUGGGUUUUUGUAUGUAGCUGACUUGGAGAACAUGGUGCAGUACAGGCGCAAUGAGCACGGUCGUAGGCGCAAGAUGAAGAGGGAUGUUUUGGAUAUCCCCAAGAAGGGAGUGGCGGGUCUGCGCCUCGACACUGAUGGUGUUACUGCGGCCAUUGGGGCAGCUGGUCGAGAAAACUCUGCUGAUGGGGCAGAUAUGACAGUGGCAGGUGUACAGCAGCAGGUUACAGGUAUCCCCCCUACUGUUAUAGCCACUGCCAGACCUCCCACCUCCCUUGGUGGUCAGCCUGGCAACAGCAGCCCCACUCUGGAGGAUACUCUCUCCCAACUGCAAAUCAGCACUAGGCCCACACCUUCUCAUGAGCGGUCUGAGGCUGGGGAAGGCGAGGAAGAAGAUGAGGAAGAGGAGGCCUCACCCUCCAGGUCCUCUGACCCUCACACCUCUGUGGAUGAGUCUGGCUCUGGAGACUGGAGCGAUGAUGAAGAAGACGAGGGGGGAGAUGGAGAGCGUGUAGAGCCCUCGGAGGACAGGCCGCGGGGGCAAAGACUGAAUCCAGAAGACAGAUCCCCUCCUGGUGCUGAGUCUGCCUUGCCUCCUUCUUCAUCCAGUAGCAGUGGAAGGUCCAGAAUGCCCGAUGGCCAGUGCACAGUGACUGAAGUGUGAAGUCAUCAACGAUGCCAUCGUCACCAAAUUGCUAUGUUCCAUUUCAUUAAUUUAUUCCUCACUGUAUGCUGUCGUUUACUCUGUCACGGAUCGGCUGUGGGUAAGAAAUUAAACAUAACGUACUCUCAUGUUGUUCUUUUUUAGGUAAACAACAAUAUUUUAGCAAUCAAAUUUGGUGUCUCUAUUUUGCUCACAAUAAUCUGGAUGUAUCUGUAUGGCGUGUUUUCAGCCUCAUCCACUAUAUAGAGCAGUAGAAGUAUUGUUGCGUGUGCAAGUACUGACGGGAGGCACGGCUCGUUAAUGAGUCGGAUGGAUACAACAUGUUGUUGUGAGGCGGGACAUCUCAUAAUUGUCUAUCCAGCACAUCAUGUGAGGUAGCAUACUUAUUUUGGUGUUCAGCUGCCAUCAGUCUGCUCACUUUUUGCCAUUUGGUUGCAGGCAUAUCACGUUUAUUUGAAAAAUUUCACAGAAGUGGAAGUUAAAAAUUUAAAAAUUACUUUCCACUCUGCGUCUGCCUAUCCAAGGUAGUCUGGUGUUGAAAUUGAUUCUCCUCCUACCCAGAGGGGUUUGUGGGAGUCCAGUCAGGUCUGUGACAGUCGAGGGACAAAGCAUAAAUGGGGAUGUUACUCCCGACAAUGGAUCUCUUUAUCAUGAUCACGAACAGCUGCAUUCUAAUCAUCUACACUUUAACUCUCUCAGCUAACAUAGCACACAGAAAUGGGCUCGUUAGAGCUCAAGUCAUCCAACUACUCUUGCAAAGAAUUUAAUCCUUGAUAAUAGCUAGUUCCCAACCGCCACUACCUAACUGAUUUCUCUUACUUCAGAUUGAACUAAUUAUGAAGGCUUUCCUUCAGAAUUCUGACAUUUAUCCGCUGACUUUGGCAAUUGUGUUGUUUCAGAGCAGAUUGUGGUUUGAAGAAAAUCUUUAGGUCGUUUAUCCAGAUAAAAAAGGAAACAUAAAAGUACUUUGCUAUUCAAUUAAUGUGCUACAACAUUGUAACUCAAGAGCCCACAGGAUUAUCUGGCUACCUGCUGAUGGUUCGUCUUUGAUUUGAUUGCAAUUAACCUAAGGCUACUAAAAUCUGUAUUGAUUACAAAUCCUGUUUUAAAUGAAUGUGAAUUAUAAAAGUACAUCUUGACUUGAUUUUAGCCUUUCCCAGCUUUAAAUAAUUGGCAUUUUAAUGUGAAGUGUCAGUGUUUUCAUUUUGAGAGCUGUUGAGGCCUCUGUAGCCUCAUGAGUAUUCUUAUUGUCCCUGACUCAAGUAUUCUCAAUUGGUGUGUUUCUAAAGUUUUGUGAUUUGUGCAUGUUUUAAGAGAGAGUUACUUAAUCACUACUGGUCGGCAGGAUGAUGAGAAUUGAUAUUUUUGUGUUGAGUUUAUGUUUUUAAUUUGUUUUUUUGUGUCUUAUGGUUGUAAAUCUGUAUGAUGUCUGAGGCAGUCAGAGAACAAUAACAUGACGCUGCUAUUGGCCACACUGCAGAGAUUUCAAGUUAUGUCAUUUUUAUAUUUGUUACAUCAGCUCAGUCUUAGACUUUUCAUUCUGAAGAAUAAAGUUUGUGUAACAGUUUUUGCUUGGCAACUUUUUUGUUACAUGGUUUGUAAUUUAAGAAUAAAUUGUCAUUUCAUCAUCCUAAAAUUA